CGGCUCCACUGGACAGCGGACAUCAUGGAAUGGGUGUUGAGAUCACCACUGCUGCUGUUGUGCGGGACUAUUGUCCGGAGCGAGGAAACUGUAAAUUGUGGUGAACCACCAAGACUAGAGAACGGGUUCCACAUUGGGAACGACUUCAGCUUUCGCCAAUGGCUCUAUUACGACUGCAAUAAAGGCUACGAGCGGUUUGGCAGUUCACGGAUACUCUGCACUCAUGUGGGAUGGUCCAAGUUCAACAUUCGGUGUCAAAUAAUACGGUGUGGCCCUCCACAACCAGUGGCCAAUGGAACCGUGUUGCCGCGAGGAGAGGGGACGUACGGACAACAGGCCGUUUAUUCCUGUAAUCAGGGCUACACCUUGACUGGAGAAAGAACCAUUACCUGCACCGACACUGGGCACUGGAGCCACCCCACCCCCAACUGUACAGAAAUAAAGUCCACGUUGCCAGUGAGGAAGCCUGACUCUGGAGAGUCUAUCAAGGGAUCUCUCCAGUCUAACGGAGUGAUCAUUGGUGGUGUCAUUGGUGCUGUUGCUGCCGUCGUUGUCACCGCAGGCCUCGUUGCCCUCGGUGCCUACUUCUACAAUCGGAACACACGACCCGACAUGAUUGGAACAGGAAGCAAAGUUGGCGAAGAGCCUUCUAUCUCCAACGACAGCAGUGUAACGACUCCACCUCAGACGUAUAUCUCUCCUCCGUUAACGACAAAAUAAAACUUAAUUUAUCCCAGGAGGGAAAUUAUUGGAUGAAAAGUGUGGUCGAGGGGAAUUGGGAAUCAAUUAUUUUGGGAAGGAGAUGAGGAGGAAUUUCUUUAGUCAGAGUUAAGUCAAGUCAAGAGAGUUUAUUGUCAUGUGUCCCAGAUAGGACAAUGAAAUUCUUGUUUUCUGCAGCACAACAGAAUAUUGUAAGCAUAAAUACAGAACAGUUCAGUUCAAUAUACACAUAAAUAAACAGAUAAAGUGCAAUAGGC
This is a messenger RNA of Leucoraja erinaceus (little skate), 977 nucleotides long. Its product is annotated as sushi, von Willebrand factor type A, EGF and pentraxin domain-containing protein 1-like. The record is from RefSeq and is a predicted model, not a curated record. The transcript has 7 exons. Lineage: Eukaryota; Metazoa; Chordata; Chondrichthyes; Rajiformes; Rajidae. The coding region runs from base 25 to 720 and encodes 231 amino acids.